CAAACAGACUCACCCCCGUCAAGAUCAGCGAACUCCUACUAGUCAACGUUAUCAUCACCGUCAGGCUUCUUAGAGACGAUGAACCCUAGCUUGAAUAAGAUAGUAGCCCGAUCUAUUUCUUACCAAGUCCAAGUCGGCGGGCCCGCAUUUGAAAAAUAGUACUACCCAACACAAUGGCGGCUACCUUCCUCAUUCUUUCAGAUACGCACGACGAUGCCUUCCCCGACCCAGCGUCGCUCCCCGGCAAGGUCGACGUCGUGCUCCACUACGGGGACCUCACCAUGAUCGGAGGCCUGAGCAACUAUAAGAAAUCCAUCGCCAAUAGCCGCCUAGAUUUGGCGCCUGCAUUUGGCGCAUCGGGCGUUCUCACCACGCCAUACAUCAUCCCCAACCCCCAACAUACUUCCCAGGCGUCAGACAAUUGAUGAGCACUUUGAAAUCAGUGAAACCGGCAGAUUGUCGAACCA
Molecule: messenger RNA, 467 nt
Organism: Lasiosphaeria miniovina
Lineage: Eukaryota; Fungi; Ascomycota; Sordariomycetes; Sordariales; Lasiosphaeriaceae
Exons: 2
Coding region: 174-425 (83 amino acids)
Source: RefSeq, a predicted model, not a curated record